Messenger RNA from Pocillopora verrucosa, 937 nucleotides. The record is from RefSeq and is a predicted model, not a curated record. NCBI's taxonomy places the organism in Eukaryota, Metazoa, Cnidaria, Anthozoa, Scleractinia, Pocilloporidae.
UCGAUUUAAAUGGAGACGUGGUUCAACAUUCUUGGAUGGGUUCUUUCUAUCGCUACAGUGGCAGGAAAUGGCUUUGUGGUUGGUAUUGUGGCCCAAACUCGUCGACUUCAUUCCACUGCAAACUGGUUUGUUCUGUCUUUGGCAGUGGCCGACUUUGGUGUUGGAAUCAUCGUUUAUCCUUUGUCAUAUUUUUGUUUAAGCUCAAUAGAGUGUAACCUUAAAGUAUACGUGGCGCUUUUCUGGUUUUUCCUACAUUCGUCGGCCACAAAUCUUUGCGCAUUGACUUGGAAUCGUUACGUCGCAAUCGUUCAUCCAUUCAAGUACCACACGUCCAUGACCGAGAGACGUCCAGGGAUGGUCAUCAUGACCGCAUGGCUGAUUUCCUUUGCGAGUGCCUUGUCUCUUUUGGUGGGAUUAUACGCAACGCAGUCCCCCACUGCCCUGAAGAUCUUGCGAAUACUAAACAUCUCCAUCUUUGACAUAGUUUCCUGCGCGCUGCUUUUGUAUGCCGUUGUUCGUAUUCUCAUUGUGGCUCGGACACAGGCAAGCCAGAUGUCUGAAUUGGAGCUAAACGGAAGGCCCACCACGGAAGCAGAAGCCUUACGAAGAGGAAGACUGCGCAACACAGCUCUCUUCAUCAUCGCUAUAGUUGUGUUUUUCUUGGGAUGCUACGUAGUUGUAAGCGCCGUUACUCUUUGUGUGACUUUUUCCUCGUGUCAAUCUUCCGUUGCAGUUGGCCAGACCAUCGUUUGCCUACUCACUCUGAACUCCGCAGGUAAUCCUUUGGUAUAUGCGCUUUUAAAGAGGGAUAUGAAGAGAGAAGUACAGAGGCUUUUCUGCAGAGAACGCUCUAAUGAAGGAUUUGACACGUUAAAUCCAUCAAGUAGAAUGAGAAUGUCAACGGCAUUAUAGAAAUGUGAAACAAGUGUCAUUCCAU